Molecule: messenger RNA, 1841 nt
Organism: Rhizopus microsporus ATCC 52813
Lineage: Eukaryota; Fungi; Mucoromycota; Mucoromycetes; Mucorales; Rhizopodaceae
Product: fatty aldehyde dehydrogenase-like protein
Exons: 10
Coding region: 235-1758 (507 amino acids)
Biological process (GO): aldehyde metabolic process
Cellular component (GO): cytoplasm
Molecular function (GO): aldehyde dehydrogenase (NAD+) activity
Source: RefSeq, a predicted model, not a curated record
GUGGGAGCAAGAAGGCAAGGAUAUAGAAAUGGAAGAAGUGAAUGAUUAUUAUACAACAAACAACUCGAUCCUAAGACAAGCAUUUUUAGAAAGAAGACAUCAAGACGCAUAAUUUUCUUAAUUUGGACAAAAACCUAUUACAUAUUGUGUGUGUUUAAAAGACUGCAUUUGCCUAUAAAAAGUCCCCUUGUUUUAUUAUUAUUAUUUUUUCUUUUUUUUAAAUUAUCCUUCAUUAUGUCAAAGAUACUCAACUAUUCAAGCUUCGAUACGAUUCAAGAUUCAGUUGAUCAUGUCAGACAGAUCUUCUUUACUGGCAAAUCUAGAGAAAUGUGGUUUCGAAAGAUGCAACUUGAAAGGCUUUAUUCAUUAGUCAAAGAAAAUGAAGAAAGAUUUUAUAAAGCUUUGAAACAGGAUUUGAAUAAACCUAGACUCGAAGCAUUCACGGGGGAUAUUGCACCCGUCCUGGAUGAAUGUCUUUAUUUUCUUGAAAAUUUGGAUACGUUAGUGAAGGAUAAAACAAUGAAGCCCAGGAGCUUAAUAAAUAAAUCCGAAAAAGUCAUUACUCGUCGUGAUCCACUUGGUGUUGUUCUUAUCAUAGGAUGUUGGAACUAUCCAGUUCAGCUUUCUCUGGUUCCUUUAGCUGGUGCUAUUGCCGCUGGUAACUGUGUUAUCCUCAAGCCCUCUGAGGUAGCGCCUCAUACGGCUGCACUCAUCACUGAGCUAUUCCCCAAAUACUUGGACUCAAGCUGUUAUCGUAUUGUUAAUGGUGGUGUUGAAGAGUCCACUGAAUUAUUGAAGAAUCCUUUCAAUCAUAUCUUUUAUACCGGAAAUAGCAUGGUUGGUAAAAUCGUUAUGGAAGCUGCUUCUAAGCACUUGACUCCUGUAACACUUGAAUUGGGUGGCAAAUCACCCGCUAUCGUACUGGAAGACGCUAGCAUUCAAUUGACAGCAAAUCGAAUCGCCUUUGGAAAGUUUUAUAAUGCAGGACAGAUCUGUAUUGGCGUUGACUAUGUAUUGAUCCAUAAAAGCCGCUUAAAUGACUUUACUGAAGCCUUCAAGAAAACAGUUCAUGAAUGGUAUGGUCCUAAUCCUAAGGAAUCUAAUAAUUAUGCUCGCAUUGUUGCUGAUAGACAUGUUGAUCGUCUUCAAGCUAUCUUGGAUAACCGUAAAAGUGGUCAGAUCGCUCUAGGUGGUCAAAUUGAUAAAAAAGACCGCUAUGUGGCUCCUACUCUGGUUACAAAUGUUCGAUUUGAUGACCCUUCUUUAAUGAGCGAAGAAAUAUUCGGGCCUAUUUUACCCGUGCUUACCUUCAAUACCUUGGAAGAGGCUAUUGCCCUUGUAAACAGAAAGGACCCACCACUUGCAUUAUAUGUAUUUACUCAAAAGAAGAAACUGGCUGAACAAGUUUUGAGAAACACACGUUCUGGCGGUGUCUGUGUUAAUGACUGUUUGGUGCAUCAAGCAGAGUAUAGCCUUCCCUUUGGAGGAGUAGGUACAUCUGGUAUGGGCAGUUACCAUGGGGAAAAGAGCUUCAACACCUUCACACAUGAGCGUGGCAUGAUAAUAAAGAAGCAAAACAAGGAAAGGACUGUCAGUAUGCGCUAUCCACCUUAUACUGAUCGCAAAUUUAAGAUAAUCAGCCUCGUACUGGUGAAGCAUCCUUGGCUUGUAUGGCUAACGGCUUAUCGUACUCCUCUUAAAUUAAUAACUUUUAUCCUCGUCUUGCUCAGCGUUGUAGCAAAAAUGAAGCGAGCUUGAUUUUAUGAAUAAUUUUGUACCUUUUGAGAUAAAAAUAAAUAGGCUUAUUACCUUUAUUAAGCGUAGCAAAUGAUAUGCUCGAU